AUGUGCAAGGGACUUGCUGCAUUGCCAGCCACUUGCUUAAAAAGUGCAAAAGAUAUGAAGCAUCAUCUGGAUUUCUUACUGCAGAAGCCUUGUUCAUGUGAGCACAGCUCUUCCCACAGCAAGAAGGAGAAAAUGGCUCCACCCCAGAGGGUUAGCCACAAGGAAGUCCAGAAAUGGACUGACUGUUUGGAGAACCUGAUACAUCAUAACAGUGGGCUGGCUGCUUUCCAGGCUUUCCUCAAGUCUGAGUACAGCAAGGAGAAUAUUGAGUUCUGGGUGAGCUGCAAGGAGUACAAGAAAACCAAAUCGCCAGCCAACCUUAGCCCCAAGGCCAGGAAGAUUUACAAUGAGUUCAUCUCUGUGCAGGCUACUAGAGAAGUGAACUUGGAUUCCUGCACAUGGGAAGUGACCAGCCACAAUGUUCUCAAGCCCACCCUGUCGUGCUUCGACGAGGCUCAGAAAAAAAUCUUCAUCCUCAUGGAGAAGGAUUCUUACCGCUUCUUCCUCAAAUCUCGCUUCUACCUCGAUUUGGUCAGUCCACCUGCAACUACUUGUGGGACUCAGAACCACAAAAGAGCUACGUCUCCUGCCUUAGCCUGCUUCUCCCCUCUGGUCUCUCAUUGCCAACUCCCGACAUGUUUAGAUGCCUGCAACAUGAGGCUCAUGGCUGCAGUCCCUGUGUCACCUCUCGGCUACUCCGAGGAGGAGCCGCGCCUACCCCUCACCAGCUACCCCGAGGAGGAGCCGUGCCUACCCUUUGCCAGCUACCCUGAGGAGCAGCCGAGCCUACCCUUCGCUAGUUACCCGGAGGAAUCGAUGGUGCUGGAAAUUGCCGAGGACACCAGCCAAACCCAGGUACCUUACGAGGGGGAGUCCAGAAGUAGCCCGGGAGCAGCCGACCCUGGCCUGAGCUCCUGA
Molecule: messenger RNA, 918 nt
Organism: Malaclemys terrapin pileata
Lineage: Eukaryota; Metazoa; Chordata; Testudines; Emydidae
Gene: RGS4
Product: regulator of G protein signaling 4
Exons: 7
Coding region: 1-918 (305 amino acids)
Source: RefSeq, a predicted model, not a curated record